Messenger RNA from Papaver somniferum (opium poppy), 981 nucleotides. RefSeq names its product probable NAD(P)H dehydrogenase subunit CRR3, chloroplastic. Gene Ontology annotation, cellular component: chloroplast thylakoid membrane; NAD(P)H dehydrogenase complex (plastoquinone). NCBI's taxonomy places the organism in Eukaryota, Viridiplantae, Streptophyta, Magnoliopsida, Ranunculales, Papaveraceae. The record is from RefSeq and is a predicted model, not a curated record. The transcript is spliced from 3 exons. Gene Ontology annotation, biological process: photosynthetic electron transport in photosystem I. The coding region runs from base 58 to 540 and encodes 160 amino acids.
UAGAGAUAUAGUGUUUGUGGUUCAAAGUUGAAAUUUGUAGAGGGUUAACAGAACAGAAUGGCUAGCCUAAGAUGUUCUUCUUCUGUAAUCACCAACUCCAUUUUCUCAACUCUACGUAACAGCAACAACAACAAUGUCACCAAAAGGUCACCUGGUUCUUCUGUUACAACGCAAAGCAAGACAAGACAACAAGGUCUGAAGAGGAUAAAACAACAGCCGUCUAAAGCAGAAGUCGAAAAGGCUAUCGGUGCCGGCAUGUACCGCAACAGAGAUUCAGAAGACUCUGGAGAAAAAACUCUAUUUGAUAAAAUUCUGACAAACCCAUUUGGAGAAGAAGAAGGACCUGUUGAGCAGAAACUUCGAGAAACCGGUGAAUGGAUCCUCGACACUACAGAAGGGCCAACUCGUUCAGCUGGUAAAGACAUUUUUGUGAUACUAUGCACAUGGGUGCUGCCUGUCUGGGUUUUGUGCCUCUUGGUUGCUUGCGGCUUUGUGAAGUUGCCAUUUGAUGUCCCAUUUCUUGAUGACUUGAUAAUGUAAAAAAUUUCAAGACAUGCAAAUAACCUCAUCUCUGCUGCAUUAUCCCAACUCCCCAGAGCAGAUCCAGGCAUCUGUAGAGGCAGUCGAUUCCCCGACCUCUCGGCUGCACUAUAGACGAAAGGGAAUGGGUAUUACAAUUAUAAUAGACAGUGGAACCCAAUUUAAAGGCAAUACUUGAGCAGAAUCAAAGAAUAUAUGUAGUGUAUGUACUAGAUGAUGGUGGUUGUACACUUGUACUCAUGGUUUUUAAUUAUGGGCAUAAGUUUCUUUAAGGAAGCAUCAAAUCUUUGUUGUCUAUUCUACCUUUUGAAUGAUUAAUAAUUAUGUACACGAAUCAAGUAUGAUUAAUGCUUGCUUACGUAUAAAGCAACCUUAAUCUCUGCUUAAUGUUGUUUUUUCUCACAGGUUCCCCUGUUUUUUUAACCAAGAGAGGUUCUGAAA